AUCCAGCUUCCCGGACGAGGAAGACGGUUCGACGAAGAGGAGAAAAAGAGGCUCGAUUUUCUUCCGGAAGAAAAAGGACAAAAUCAAGAAGAGUUCCCACCAGUUCGUGUCUGUUUGCUACAGCAACUCAGCCACGUGCGACGUUUGCAGUAAGCCCAUGACCAACAAGCCAGCCCUCAGGUGUGAAACUUGCCAGGUGUGCGUGCACGAGAAUUCUUGCAAGGACCAGAUUUCGGACUGCUCCAAGCUCAAGAAUCCCAAGGUGAUCCAGAAGCCGGGCAGCGCCGCCGGCCUCACCACCGCCACCAAGAGCGCCAGCCUCGGCUCCUACGCCAUCUCGGGCUCAGCCGGAUCCACGGGGCCCUCGGCCAAGUCACAGCCGCCCGCCGUCUCCAGAUCCAAGUCCUCGGCCGCCCACUCAUCCUCGCCCACGCGCCCCACCAGCGUGUCCUCGCCAAGCAAGGUGCAGAGCGAAGACAAGGAGGCCGAUCUUCUGCCGCACGAUGUUCCCGAUGCCAACAUUCUGGAGGUCAACUCUGCAUCUAUGGAAUCUCUAGAUGAUGGAAAUGAAGAACCCAGUCUAGACGAUAUUGACGCCGAUCCCGAGCUCCGGCUUUUGGACAAGGAGCCCGAGCUAUGGGUUCACACGGUCGAGAAGGAGGUGGUUGACAAGUUAACAGAGAAGCAGGUGAAAAAGCAGGAGCACAUCUAUGAGCUUAUAAUUACAGAGAAACACCACUGUCGUAUGUUGAAAGUCAUGCAGAAGGUGUUCGCCGAGGGCAUGGCUCGGGAGCUGAACAUGCAGGACUCGAGGAUUAAGCGGAUCUUCCCUUGCCUGGACGAGCUCAUCACAAUCCACUGCUCGUUCCUGUGGCGGCUGCGCCAGAGACAGAGGAGCAACAAGUACAUCGAGACCAUCGGCGACCUCCUCGUCGACCAGUUCCUCGGGGACAACGCGCAGGGACUCAAGGACGCCUACGGACAGUUCUGCUCGCAGCACCAGGACGCGGUAUCGUACUACAAGGACAUCCUGAAAACGGACCGCCGAUUCCAGGCAUUUAUCAGACAGAAAUCCAACCACCCGCUCAUGAAGAAGAAGGGCAUCCCCGAGUGCAUCCUGUUCGUGACGCACCGAGUAACCAAAUACCCGCUGAUGCUGGAGGCGCUCAUGAAGUACAGCAAGGACCAGGAGGAGGAACUCAGUACCUUGAAGAGAGCUCUGGACUUGGUGAAGGACAUCCUUGUAAAUAUUAAUGCUCAAGUUGCUGAGAAGGAGAGAGAGCAAAGAUUAUUAGACAUAUAUCACAAGAUAGAUGCCAAAUCAUCAGCACUUUACAAGGAACAGAAGUUUAAGAAGUCUGAUUUCUUCUCAAGAAGUAGAAAACUCAAAUUCGAAGGUUCAGCGAUCCUAAGUCAACAAAAGGGCAAACCCAUUCUGGUGCAGGUUGUGGUGUUAUCAGAUUUAGUGUUCUUCCUUUUGGAAAAUAACCAGAAGUACUACUUUUUCUCACCUGAUUCAAAGCAGGCUGGUGUUAUCCCAUUAGACAAGCUCAUAGUGAGAGAGAAGGCAGGGGAAGGAUCGCGUGCUAUCUACCUUAUCUACUCGAAGAACACCGCAGAAAUGUUCGAGUUUGAAUGCCAACAUCCAAAAGAUAAGAAAAUAUGGUUGGAAUCUAUAAGAGAAGCCAUUGAUCAGUGUCCAGACGAGGAGGACAUGGGCGAUAACUCCAGCGAGAAUUCCAAGUUGCAGGAAGCCAAUUCCGAGAAGAUCCGGGAAAUACUAGGUAUUCUGCAGCACAAAGACAAGGAUUUGGCAAGAAUAUGUGAAGACAAGAUGAAUUCAGUGACAGAAUUGCUGGAGUUGUUAGGCAAUGAUGAAUUCCCUCCCACUCCACAGUACCGAGCACUGCUGGAUGAGCACCAUUUAGAUCACAAUGCAGCUCGAGACUUGCAAAUAAAUUCACUCAUGGAAGCCCUAAGAUUAGUGAGUGGGGCUUGUGGCUGGGGUUCUAACCUUGCUCGUUCAGUGAGCUCUGUGGGAGAACACCAGAGUGACGCCUAUGUGUCGCCCAGCCUUCCCAAGAGAGCAGAAACAUUUGGAGGAUUUGAUAACCCCAAUAAAGAUGCCUCCGGACAUCCUCAGAAACAGUCUGGAGGGAAGAAGAAGAAGGACAGUCGCAUGUCGCUGACCUCAACAGGCACAGGCGAAAGUGAUAUUAUAGAGAGCCUUAAGAACCGUCGUCCAUCUGGCAGCACACUUGCAGUUCGUUCCUCUCAAGACAACUUGAGCAUUGUGUCCACGUUAUCUGGAGACUCGUCCAGUCAACAGCAACAUCAGGCUGUAGCAGCUAAGCUUAUAUAUUGGCUACAGACUUCCUUGGUGCUUAGUCAACAUCACUUAACCCAAUUCGAUAUGUUGAGGUCUAAGUUAGUCGUUGGUGGGGCCUCAGUUGAUGGACGAUUCCGACACUCUCAGAAGUUGGAAGAACUUCGGAAUAUACAAGAGCAGAUUAGCCACGAAAGGGCCCAGUGGAUGAAGGAAAGGGAUGCCCAGGAAAAGUGGAUUGCAGAAAAGAAAAUUGAACUUCAGAAAAAGGAGGAACACCUUCGCAGCGAGCAGCAAGAUGUCCAGCAGCAACGCGAAUUGUUAUAUCGCAAACUAGAGGCUCUCAAGGCUCAGGGUAUCAUCCUAAGUCCUACUCUAACAGUUCUCACAACUACACCACCAACUCACACAGUACAUGAGGAACACCUUGCAGGAAAUAUAAGUGGUAGUGCAGGUGAUGGCGGACAGAUGACUCAGGGAUCUCCACAUAGUUCACCUACCAGUACAGCAGCCCCCACUCGCCCUCGUACCGAUCACAAGCAUCGCAACUCCACUGCUUCAAUUGCCAACCUCAUCAAGCGUGACUCCAACCAGUCCUUACCCACACACCUCAUAUCAGCAGCUAACCAGCAGAAGGCAUCUAUAUCAGUCAAACAGCAGCUCCCAAUGAAGCUUGCCAAACUGGGGAGCAGCAGCAGCACAGGCUCCUCAUCAAGCAGCGGUGGUGGCGGUGCAUCCUCGCCCAAUCAGGACCGCAUUGACCACCACCGUUCUCAUAUCAGCCCUGGGGCCAGUGGAGGAGUGCAGCAGAUGCUACCCCUGAAACUGAGCCAGGGGCCGAAUGAGGGCAAAGGUUCCCGCAUAACUGUGGGGUACCAGCGCCUGGCCUCUCCUCCCCCAUCCCUCGAGCCCUCGCCAGGUCCAUCCCACCAACGCACAGGGUCGUCCCCUGCCACGCUACAGAAUGGGUCUUCAGCUGUCAGUCCUGGGGCACCCGCUCCCACUGCCACCACCACCGCCCAGGGGGCUCGCGCCACCCGAACCAAUACCUACCCAAAGUUGACCAGUAAACCUUCCGUGCCCACCACUCGUGCCAACACCACGCCAGAGGGAUCACAGGAAGGUUCAGGUGUGGGAUCCAGCACACGCCCUGGUCAGCGCAUUAAAGAUCCUGAUACCAACCAGGACAUCAUAUUCUUCUAAGAGCUUUUAUCCAGCUAGCUUUUCUAGGUUUCAUAUAGUUCAGUGGUGUGACCAUUAGGCUCUCGUUUUGGAUGAGCAGGAUUGUCAUACUUCUGCGAGCCGCAAUUAGCGUCUUUCCCUGUGAUUAAGGCAUUCCUUCCUUUAUACACACCACCACUGGUACAUGACCCUUAGUGUUAUUACGAUGUGUAAAUUGUAUGCUGUGGGUCUGGGACUUGUACAUAGAACACUCAUACACCCAUGCACACUGUCUUCCGGCUACUGGUACACAGCACUGGUGGGAGCUCGCACUCUGUGUGAUAGAUGCACCCUCUAUAACCCCUUGGCAGAUGCUGCUUAGCAUGUAUUGAUGUGCAAGGUCAGUGGAUCAGUAUUCAUAAUAAGCUAUGAUAGUAAAUUUUUAUAUACGGUAGAGAGUGAAAGAAUAUGUGAUGUAAAAAGUUUAAUAUGUUUUGACUUGAAUGGCUAUUUUUACAUAUGAAUGUAAGUCGUGACUGGUUGCACAUUCCUGUGGCCUUUACUGCCCUCUGCGUAGGGAAGGGAGCAGCCUCAAGGGGAGAGAGGCUGCUCGUCCUCCAAAAUGCAUUUUCGUGCGGGCUGUCUCGGGUGGUGUCAGUGCAGCAAAGCUGUACUUUUUCAGUCUUACCGAUUUACCUAAUUCUUUUAUAUAUGUUUUAUAUCACUUAUAGGUUUUAAUUUUAGAUAGUGUAAUUUUAACAAAUUCCAAGUAGCCAGGUUGGCAGUGUGUACAUUCCAAAGAGUAAUUAUUUCCAUGUUGUAUUUGCUGUAUGUUAGCCCAGAUGGAAUAUAGGGUAUCCUAAUAUCUACCACGUAUCUAGAAUUCAUUGUUUUCUGAAAGCUCAAUGUGUAUCAGCCAAAACUUCCAGGCAAGGCUGGCAAAAUAGGUCGAAAACUGUGUAUAGCCAGUAUAAUGCUGUGUUAAAGACUUGGGUAAUAUGUAUAGCCAGUGUUAAAACUGGGGGUAAAUUUGUUGUGCUGAAUGUUUAGGUCAAUGUACAUUGUAAUUAAGGAUGGCCAGCACAAACAACAUUCCUUGGGGUCAUUUUUUGUGCAUUUCAUAAGACCUAGACUUUGAACAAUAAACUUGUACAGAUGUGUCUGCAGUGAAGAGAGAGAAAAAAAAAUCAAUACAUACUUACCUCUCUUCAAAAUAUGAUCCCUGAUGAAGGAUAUGCUGAGAGUUACCAGGCAGUCCAUACUGUGAAAUGAUCAGCAAAAAUGAGAAUUGUCUGUUCUGUGCUUUUGUAAGAACAAUCACAAGUCAUAUUUUGCUAUUCACAUCAUGGAAAAUCAGACUUGUAGAUACAUUAACAAGGCUUAAUUUUGCUGAUACUCACAUCAUAGUACCUCGAAAAACCUGAUGGAAGAUUGUAAAAAUUAUGGUUGCUGUUACCUUCCCUUUUGUUACUUUUAUAAAAAGAGAGUUUUGCCACACCAUCGUUAAGGCUGCUUUUUCCUUUUAAUUGGAUCAGCAAAGUCGGUGGAUAUGCAUUGCAUACGGCCCAGGUUUUAGUUCAGUGAAAAAUGUGCCGCAUUAUGUGUGUAUCUUCUGCUUUGUUUACAGAUCAUGUUUCAUGUUUGGUCUUCCAUACCAUAAUAGCUGAACCUGCUCUAUGGCAGUCAGACAACUCAUUCUUAGUGGGUAGGAAAUCUAGAUUUACUAAAUACAUCCUUUUUCUAUAUUGCUUUGGUUACUUCAUUCGUUCAGCCAUAUCUAGCUUUUUAGCAACAAUUCAUUCCUUAUUUUUAUAAUCUCUUGUCAGUUAUAUGGGGUUAUGUAGGGGGUAUUUCAGCUAGGUUAGAUCCCUCACUGUAAGAGGUUCUUCUACCCUGUCUGAAGAAGAAAAUAAGCAUUCUCCUUAUAGCUGAGAGAUAAUAGUGAAGGUAACAUAUUCCAGAGAUAUAAUUAGUAUUUCUUAACUUUACCAUCUACCUAAUAAUCUAUAUGGCAACUCUCUCAACAAUAAGUAAGGGUUCAGCUUCCCAGUUUUUAUCAAAAAAAGAAACAUUCCAAUGUGUACUUAGGUUGUAUUUAAAAUGUCACACUAGAAUUAUGUGUUCUUUCCAUUAGAAUAGUGUCCUAUGUUCUGGGGGAUAUUUAAAUAUUUUUCUGCAAGUUAAAUGCUGUUGUUUCUUUAUCAGAUACCUAUGCCUUUAUGCACAUCAAAGUUGCACUUGUCCUGUGGAGUCCUCUCUGGCAGUAGAAAAUAUAUGCCCAUAAAUAGUCCUAAACAACUAGAACUGGUGCUUUAACAAGUAAACAGGAAAUCAGUGCAACUUUCCAUUCAUAAAGGGAACAUCUGGAACCAGUCACCCUGAUUUGUACUCUAGUGUGUCAUUUUUCACAGCAUCACAGAAAAUUCUUGUAAGGCAUCAUGAGCCUAGUCAGUCUGGCAGCAUGUGAUAUUAUAAUACCAGUGGACAAGACUCAAUAAUGAGAUCUAAAGAGGUUGAUCUGAUUUGAAGAAGCCUUUGCUUGAGAGCAAAUGCAGUUUAAUACAUUAUUUUGUGAAUAGAGUCCAAGGAAUAAACUGUUUAUCACGUUAAAA
Messenger RNA from Penaeus indicus, 6099 nucleotides. RefSeq names its product A-kinase anchor protein 13-like (gene cyst). Gene Ontology annotation, biological process: regulation of Rho protein signal transduction. The record is from RefSeq and is a predicted model, not a curated record. Gene Ontology annotation, molecular function: guanyl-nucleotide exchange factor activity. NCBI's taxonomy places the organism in Eukaryota, Metazoa, Arthropoda, Malacostraca, Decapoda, Penaeidae. The transcript is spliced from 20 exons. The annotation marks the transcript as partial.